ACAAAAAAAAACCAACCCAUCGGUCGAGUUGCGAACAUUUGAGUUGAGCUUCAUCGGCCGUCCCUGGUCCCCAGAUUUCAGUACCCACAGCAGUUGACCCGAGUCGGCCGUGACCUGGUCAACCGCCCAAAACGCCCCCUACAACGCCCGCCAACAUCAGCACAAGCACAAACUCGCAGCCCCCUUUCGGGCCCAACAGCGGUCUUGGCCCCCCGCCCCCCUGGCGUCCAGUCGGCCGCUUCCUGGUCGUCUUGAAGCAAUUGUGAAACCGCCCGCCCAACCUGCUGGGUGCAGCCUUCUGGGUCGGACGGGGCAUCUGCACUGCACUGUCUUUGUUUUUCCCUGGGGUUUUCUGGGGGUGCAUCAUCGCCCGGGACCCCCCUGGCGCACCUCAUCACUGUUGUCUUGUGUGCGAGGCUGCGAUCCGUCAAAAAGAGUUGGGCGAGUGUAGCCGAUCGCCCUGGGCGCACUGUCCUGCCCGCCUGCCACGGCCCGCACGAGUGCCCGCCAGGGUUCGACUGACUGGGUCUCGCCUCGCGUGUUCAUCCCCACGACGAAGCCCCAGCUGGAAACAUUGCGAUUCCACAAAACAACGCCGAAUCCCCCACCCCUCGGCGCCAGGGAAACUCGGACGCACAUAAUCGAUCUCAUUUUCUCUUCUUUUUCUCCCCUUCUCUAGUGUGUUUGAACGGACGAACCCCAAAGCCGCGCCUGUCGACGACGUGUCUCUUUGCAUAAUUGUUCUAAUAUAUCUGGGCUGCUCGCUGCGCUGUGUAUCUGCCUCUUGCGGCCUUCGAAUUUCCAUUAUUUUUUCCCUCUACUGUUCUUCUGCUUUCUUUUUCGGCACUAAUUCUGUCGCUUCGACUCUUUCGCCCUUCGCUAUCGAACUCUGUCGGAUUUUUUCUUGCGUAUUCCUUUUUUUUUCUUUCUUUCCCCUCAGCUCUAUCUAAUCCUAGUGUUCUGUCGCUUGUCUAGCUUGUGGUCUAGCCGCAUCGCCGACGCCGGGGCACUCCGUUGGGCAUCUCCUUUUGUGAUAGAUCCGGAUCUGCGCGCACAUAAUUCUUGUUUGCCUUUCCCCUGCGCUUUUUUGUACUCUUUGCCUUGUCCGUUUCUCUAGUCGGGUCUUUCCUGCCUGUCGUAUUUGCGGUCCCUUUGUUCUGCGCUUGGUUCCUUGCUGGGCACCUUCCCACCUUUCGAUCGUCACCCGUCUUUAGCGCACCUGCCUUCAGCUGCACGGUUGCCUGUCGGCCAGGGCUGACUGCUACGCCACGCGACCCCAAAACCAACCCCCUUUGCCGGAUCCCCAUCCAGGACUUGCUUCAUUUUGUUCAUCUCCUUAUUCUAUCAUCCACCCUGCAUCCUGACUUGGGCUGCGCCGUCGCAGUCUAGUAUCAUACCCGAAUCCGCAGCCAACCCGCGCCAUCGUCCAAGAUGUUUGCCCACCAUGAGCCAGCGCAUGUUGCCAGCUCGCUGAAGCGGGGUCGCGAGGACGAGGCCGUGUGCGAUCUUGGGAACGGCGGCAUGCUAGGCUUCACGGAGCAUCGCAGUAAACGGCUACACACUCUUCCUCUUAGGGGAGGACCUUCUCUCAGCACUUGGGCGCCGCCAUCGACCGUGCCCGAAUCCUUCUCCCAGCGCAUGCCGAAUGCCAUCACGCCGUCCGACUCGGAUCCUGACGAGGCGGCCGCCCAGUAUGGCCGCUUCGUUCCGCAGCACCACGAGCAACACCAGCCCAGGCCACACAACCAAGACGCCGACAUGGAUAUGAUGAUGGACUCGGUCGAAGAUGACUCGGGCUCUUCAAUCGCGGCCGGCAACUUGGAGCCGGGCUCCUUCCACCCUGACUCGAUCGGCGCCAGCAUUACGGGCCGCAUGCCGACGCCAAUCCUGCCCAGCUUCGCCGCCCAAGUCCGAGGCAACAACUGGGGCGGGGCUGCCGGCAACGUGAUGCAGAGCGGCAACACAGCUGACCACCACCCUAAGUAUGUGAACUAUGCCGACGGCGGCUUCACAUCCUCCCCCGGCGGCACGGGCAUGGGCAUGGUAACGUCGCCAAUCCACGACCGUACCGUACCGCGCUCUCUGGAGCACCCGUCUGCCAUGAUGGCCGACUGGAAUAUGGUGCAGAACCGACCCCUGCCGUCGCCUAUUAGUGAGAGCGGCGGCGAGGAGAUCGGCAGCCCCGACAUGGUGCUCGAUUGCGCGCCUUCGUCCGGCAUGCACCCAUUCCCGCCGCAGCGUGCUGUCUCAGCCAUGGAGCUUCCCAUGUACCUGCGGGGCAGCAGCCCCCCCGCGAUGGACGCCGCGCUGCCAUCAUCGCCCCCGCAGGAGCAUCCUAAUCUGCAUCAGUACGCACAGCACUCGCCGCAACAGCAGCGCCAGGGUAGCCCCGCCGCCGAAAGCACCUCGCCCUCGCCCAAGAAGGGACACACGCGCUCGCGGCACACAGUCAACAACUGGACCCAGAACCUGGGCAUGAAGAAGUCGUUCAGCAUAGGGUACCGUGCAGACUGCGAAAAGUGCCGGCUCAAGGUCCCCGGCCACUUUAACCAUAUCAUUGUCUCGUAGAGUCUCUUUGUAUCCUUUGUUUCCACUGUCUGUAUACCUCGGGCGGGAUGUUGCAUUAUACCAGCGGCAUUUACUGGUAUCACCAAGCCUACGCUAUGGCUAUACUUCCCACGUACAUUCUCGUACAUCCACGUACCUUUCUUUUGUCUUGGGCCGAGAUUUGGGAGUUAGGGGCACGGUUGUUAUUCCUCGCUGUUAGUAGCCAGCACCUACCUAUUACCCCCCAUCGCCAUUGUACCCUCCAGAUACGGGGAACAGCGAAAUAAACGGAUUUUCCACGAGUCCAAUCACUUUGACUGCCGCCGGACAUAUGGAUGGCGAGGAGGGUAGGAAAG
Messenger RNA from Gaeumannomyces tritici R3-111a-1, 2903 nucleotides. RefSeq lists its product as hypothetical. The transcript has 2 exons. The record is from RefSeq and is a predicted model, not a curated record. Lineage: Eukaryota; Fungi; Ascomycota; Sordariomycetes; Magnaporthales; Magnaporthaceae. The coding region runs from base 1432 to 2568 and encodes 378 amino acids.